Molecule: messenger RNA, 937 nt
Organism: Cygnus atratus (black swan)
Lineage: Eukaryota; Metazoa; Chordata; Aves; Anseriformes; Anatidae
Gene: CZIB
Product: CXXC motif containing zinc binding protein
Exons: 8
Coding region: 286-768 (160 amino acids)
Molecular function (GO): zinc ion binding
Source: RefSeq, a predicted model, not a curated record
UGCGGGGCGGUGACGGGUCGCACCGGCCAGCGCCAUCUUAGCUGAGGGCAGCUUCGGCUUCAGCCCGGCAGAGAGCACCGGGAGGCGGCCGCCAGCUUGACUGAGGGCACUGAGGAGAGGGUGAAAAAAAAAAAAAUCACUCCAAACACCCAAGAGCGGCUUUAAACCCGCAGCGGCUCCCGCGAGAGGCGGGACGGCGUGAGGGAGAGCUGUCGGCUCGCAGCGGGGUUUGCACGGCGGCAGGUCCCGUGAGCGGCGGGGGGCUGCCGGGCACCCUCCGGGGCCAUGGGGAGGAUCGGGCUGCAGCUCCGCGCCACGCUGGAGAACAUCACCCGCCUGCGGGCCGAGGGAGAGGACUUCCGCUGGUACCUCAAGCUGAAAUGUGGGAACUGUGGAGAAGUUUCUGAAAAAUGGCAGUACCUGCGAUUGAUGGACAGCGCUCCCCUGAAAGGAGGCAGAGGAAGUGCCACUAUGGUGCAGAAAUGCAAGCUGUGCUCCAGGGAGAACUCCAUUGAUAUUUUAAGUCAGACGAUCAAACCUUACAAUGCUGAAGACAGUGAGAAAUUCAAGACAAUAGUGGAGUUUGAAUGCCGAGGUCUGGAACCAGUUGACUUUCAGCCACAGGCAGGGUUUGCUGCUGAAGGUGCAGAGUCCGGUACACCUUUUAAUGACAUAAACUUGUUAGAAAAGGAUUGGAAUGACUAUGAUGAAAAAACAAAGGAAUCUGUUGGAAUCUAUGAAGUUACCCAUAAAUUUGUGAAAUGCUAACGUCCAUUCCCCUCAUAAACCUUGGUAUGCUUAUUGAUGAGGGAACUGUAACCAUCAGAGACAGUUUCCUUGGAGUUACUUUUCACAUGGCUGUACUUCAGAAAUGUAAACUUCAGUAAGUUGUUCUUACUGUCCUCGGAACAUCUAAUAAAAGAUUUUUCACAGAGCA